AUUUCUGGCUUGCUACACAGCGGUCUGCUGUUAGGUGGUCUUAUGAUCGGGUUUUAGCUUAUAAAAUAAGUGUUUUUUAAUUGACCGAAAUACGUUUUUAUUAUUUUAUUGCUUUUUAUUUCAUUUUUAUUUAAACCGAGUCGACUGUUUCCGACCGAAACCCCCACGCGAAUUGUGUGUUUCUUCUUAUCUACUUCUCUGUCGUUGGAAAACAAUGAAAUGAAGGCCUAGCGUUACUAGUUAAUCGGCAAAAUAGCGAACGUCAGCUAACUAAAUCAGAUAAUCUGCUAGCCUGUGUGGGAUUUCAAUUGAUGACUGUAUUAUUCAUCGACAUUACACUGUGAAAUCAAAUCAGGUAUGUCGUCCCAGCUCCAGGUGUUCUCUGCUCCCUCCAGCUCCUCCAGCGCAUUUUGUCGUGUCAAGAAGAUGAAGGUGGAGAACUGUGUUUGGGACGCUUCCUCUGACUGCCCAUACGGUUCCGCGGGGGGACAGCAGGGAGUAGGGGGUUACUCCUUCACCCCUGCACUAGGCAUGGCAGUGCCUCCCUUUGCCCCCUCUGCGUUAGUGUUCCCUCCCGCCCCAGGCUCCCGUGGCCAGGUGGUGGUCAGGCCAGCAGACAGCACGGGCAACCUCCCCCGGGGUUCCAGUCGCCGCCUCAACGACCAGUACACACACUCCUCACACACAAACUCUGAGACGGCCAGCAUGGGGAACGGGAUGCGCCGACAGGGCCAGAAGAGGAAGAAUGACGAGGUCGUCAAGGGGAGCGGGAGCGGCUGUGGGAGUGUUCAGAUCUUAGAGGAGCUCUCUGCCCCUCCUCCCGUCUUCUCUACGCGUACGGGGGGAGGAGGAGGGGGUACGGGCCAGUCCAUCCCCCACUCGGCCCCCACCACCAAGAGCUCCAGCUCCAGUGGAGAGGGGGACUACCAGCUGGUGCAACAUGAGAUUCUGUGUUCAGUCUCCUGUAGUUAUGAGGUGCUGGAGUUCCUGGGGAGGGGGACCUUCGGUCAGGUGACCAAGUGUUGGAAGAGGGGAACCAAUGAUAUCGUGGCCAUCAAGAUCCUCAAGAACCACCCCUCGUACGCACGACAGGGUCAGAUCGAGGUGGGCAUCCUGAACCGUCUGAGCGCGGAGAACGCCGACGAGUUUAACUUUGUGCGUUCCUACGAGUGUUUCCAACACAAAGGUCACACCUGCCUGGUGUUCGAGAUGCUGGAGCAGAACCUGUAUGACUUCCUGAAGCACAGCAAGUUCAGCCCCCUGCCGCUACAACACAUCAGACCCAUACUGCAACAGGUGGCGACGGCGCUGAUGAAGCUGAAGUCUCUGGGUCUGAUCCAUGCUGACCUGAAGCCAGAGAACAUCAUGCUGGUGGAUCCACUCAGACAGCCCUACAGGGUCAAGGUCAUCGACUUCGGCUCAGCCUCACACGUCUCCAAGGCUGUCUGCUCAACGUACCUGCAGUCACGAUACUACAGGGCUCCAGAGAUCAUCCUGGGCUUGCCGUUCUGUGAGGCUAUAGAUAUGUGGUCUCUGGGCUGCGUUAUAGCUGAGCUGUUCCUGGGGUGGCCCCUGUACCCCGGGGCCUCGGAGUACGACCAGAUCCGGUACAUCUCCCAGACCCAGGGCCUGCCUGCAGAGUACCUGCUGAGUGCCGGCACCAAGACAAGCCGCUUCUUCAAGAGAGGACCUGACUCCAGCUACCCCGUCUGGAGAAUCAAGGCCCCUUCGGACCACGAGGCUGAGAUGGGCAUCAAGUCCAAGGAGGCUCGUAAAUACAUCUUCAACUGUCUGGACGACAUGAUGCAGGUCAACCUAUCGUCUCACCUGGAGGGGACGGACAUGCUUGCGGAGAAAGCUGAUAGGCGGGAAUUCAUCGACCUGCUGAAGCGGAUGCUUCGAUUGGACGCUGACAAGAGGAUCACGCCCACUAAGACGCUGGGUCAUCCCUUCGUCACCAUGAGUCACCUGCUGGACUUCCCUCACAGCUCCCAUGUGAAGUCUUGUUUUCAGAACAUGGAGCUUUGUAAACAUAGGAGCUCAUCGUUCGACAACAACAACAACAACAAAACUCUCUUCUCUACGAACACUCUUCCUAGUGCUGCCGCCGGCAACCUCACUGUCACCUUCAGCAGCCAGCUGAGCCAGCACAACCAGGUCCCGUCAGCAGGGGGCGCUGUUCCUCUCAUGAACUACCAGCCAGCCCUGUACCAGCAGGCCACCAUCAACAUCCCUGGUCUGGCCCAGCAGAGUGUCCCCGUGCAGGCACGCCCCACCGGCCUGGCCUGCCAGACUGAGCCCUUCCAGCAGACUCUCAUCGUCUGCCCACCAAACACCAUACAAGGUCUCCAGUCAUCCAAUAAGAGCUCUAGUUUCCCAGUGAGGAUGAACAGUUCAGCCCCCAUAGUGAACCAGAACCAAUCAACACAGCCACUGCAGCUGCAGCCUGCCAUGCUCACACAGGGCUCCUGCACACCCCUGAUGGUAGCCACCCUCCACCCCCACCCCCCCACGGUAGCGGGCGUAGCCCCCCAGUACUCUGUUCCCCUGGGGCUGGGCUGUGAUGCUGGCCACCCCACUCUGCUGGAGCACACUGCCACCGUGCUGCAGGCUUGGCCCGCCGGCACCCAGCAGAUCCUCAUCCCGUCGUCAUGGCAGCAGGUUCCUGGCGUGGCCAUCCACGGCUCCGCCCACCAGACGGUUGUCGCGGAGUCUCCCGUAGAGACGCUCCAUCCAGACACAGCCCAGCACACAAACAGCUGGAGGGGGUCUCAGUACAGGGGAGUACUGCAGCAGAGUCAAUCGACCUCUGACCCUAGCCGGGGUCAGGCCACCCAGAGGUCACAGCAGGAGAGGAGCGGAGCUGGGAAGAGGGCCAAGGGUCGCCGCGGCAACAACAGAACCACCAGGGGUGUGUCCGGUGUGUCGCUGCUCUCCAACGCCAUGCUGACUCCGCCCACCUGCAGUGUGGCAGCUCUCUCUCAGCCAAUCAUCAUCUCAGACACGCCCAGCCCGGCGGUCAGCGUCAUCACCAUCCACAGCGACUCAGACGAGGAAGACGAGAGGAAGUUCCACCCCGCCAGCUGUGGUCCGGCUCAGAGGACUAACGUGAUCAGCUGUUUGACGGUCCACGACUCUGACUCCUCCACGGCCAGCACUCUCCCCCUCACCCCCGCCUGGCACCCUCAAGACCCAGGCUCCAGCACUCAUAGUCCUGUACUGGGAGUGGUGGCACCAUCUGUCAAGACCCAGCCGACUGAGACGGGGCAACUCCAGAGCUCCUAUAUCAAGCCCAAGCGGGCCAAUCGACAGCCCUGUAGUGGUGACAACAGCGACCGCCAUAAGCUUGUCCCCAGCCAAUCACAUCCUCUCAACCUCAGCCAGGUACAGCCUGUAGUCUCAUCCUCAUCUCAGGACCGUUCCCACGGCAGCCUGCGUCGCCAGGCAACCUACCCCCCUAGCCCCGCUUCCCACUACACCUUUCAGGAAGCGCCCUCCCUAAGCGCCGCCCCCAGCCUCUACACCUUUCCCGCCUCCGCAGCGCUAGCCUCCGCCUCUCAGGCCAUGGAACAGUUCCUGGGGCGUGGCCACCCCACCCCUUCCACCUACGCCCCUCCCACCGUCUCUUACGGAGCCUCGGGAUUGGCCCGGAGCGACACAGGGACCAGGAAGGAGUCUUCAGUGGGGUCAGGGAUGAUCCAUGGGGUGGGGCUUCCUGCAACCUAUCAGCACCAGUUUACUGCUGGGCCCCCAUACAUUAGUGUGAGGCCCCGGGCUGAAGCCUACAGCGCAUACCAGCUUAGCCCUCGACGGUUGGGACAGUACCCUUACUUAUGAUGAGACGUGGGGCGCUUUCAGCAGCAUGCAACGUUUUGGAACGUUCAGAUAGAAAAAUCCUAUGUAGAACAAACGUGUCUGUGAAUUGCAGAUCACAUUAGAGCUGGGAUGAUAAACCAAAAAUGAUUGACACCGACUAUACCCGACCACUUAUCGCAGACAUUUUGUUAAUAUCGUUCAUUACAAUAUAAGUAGCCUCUAAUAGAGAAAUGUGAAGUUUGAAAUUAAAUAAGUUUACUAAUAUUGUUGACAGAACAAUUGAUGGCUACAAACAUCAAACUAGUAGUAGUUUAAAGGCCCAGUGCUGCCGUUUUUAUCUCAAUAUCAAGUCAGUUCUGGGUAACAAUUAAGUACCUUACUGUGAUUGUUUUCAUUUAAAAUAAUCUAAAAUAAACAGAAAGCUAAAUAGCAAAGAGCAAUUUCUCAAGCAAGGAUUUUGCUAGGACUGUCUGGGAGUGGUCUGAGUGGGGAGGGGAAACUGAAAACUAGCUGUUAUUGGCAGAGAGUUUUGGAACUCUUUCUUAUUGGUCUAUUAACUAAUUAACCACCUGGUGAUGUCACCAAACACGCUCAAAACUCCACCCCACCAAAAACAGGCUGACAUUUCAGGCGGGCUUUUCAAACAGUUUUUACAUUUAAAGGGCAUUAUCAUAUAUUUUCUUUUUUUUUUACAAUUUCACAGUGUUAUUCCAACCACACAGGGGGGAAAAAAGCAUUUUAGGCUACACUGGGCCUUUAAAGGAUAUUAAAACUACAUAGGAGUU
Molecule: messenger RNA, 4601 nt
Organism: Oncorhynchus tshawytscha (Chinook salmon)
Lineage: Eukaryota; Metazoa; Chordata; Actinopteri; Salmoniformes; Salmonidae
Gene: hipk1b
Product: homeodomain interacting protein kinase 1b
Exons: 19
Coding region: 358-3837 (1159 amino acids)
Biological process (GO): peptidyl-threonine phosphorylation; peptidyl-serine phosphorylation; intrinsic apoptotic signaling pathway in response to DNA damage by p53 class mediator
Cellular component (GO): cytoplasm; nucleus; PML body
Molecular function (GO): protein serine/threonine kinase activity; ATP binding; protein tyrosine kinase activity
Source: RefSeq, a predicted model, not a curated record